Sciurus carolinensis (gray squirrel) is the source of this 2163-nucleotide messenger RNA. RefSeq names its product MBL associated serine protease 2 (gene Masp2). Gene Ontology annotation, molecular function: calcium ion binding; serine-type endopeptidase activity. The record is from RefSeq and is a predicted model, not a curated record. The coding region runs from base 36 to 2153 and encodes 705 amino acids. Lineage: Eukaryota; Metazoa; Chordata; Mammalia; Rodentia; Sciuridae. Gene Ontology annotation, biological process: complement activation, lectin pathway; proteolysis. The transcript has 10 exons. Gene Ontology annotation, cellular component: extracellular region.
GGGGAGAGGCUGCAGAGCCAGCCAGCUGAGCCACCAUGCGGUGGGUGGGAGCCCCCAGGCUGCUGCGCUGGCCCCCGAGCCCCGGCCCUGCCUGCAGGGUGCUGAUCCUCCUGGGCCUGCUGGGUGGCCCAGCGGCCAUGCCCUCGGGCCCCAAGUGGCCCGAGCCUGUGUUCGGGCGCCUGACCUCCCCUGGCUUCCCCAGGGAGUAUGGGAACCACGAGGAGCGGCGCUGGGCCCUGCGGGUGCCCCCGGGCUUCCGCCUGCGCCUCUACUUCACCCACUUCCACCUGGAGCCCUCCUACCUCUGCGAGUAUGACUUCGUCAAGCUGAGCUCGGGGACCAAGGUGCUGGCCACGCUGUGCGGACAGGAGAGCACGGACACCGAGCAGGCGCCCGGCAACGACACCUUCCACUCCCCAGGCUCCAGCCUGGACGUCACCUUCCGCUCCGACUACUCCAACGAGAAGCCCUUCACGGGUUUCGAGGCCUUCUACGCCGCCGAGGACAUCGAUGAGUGCCGAGAGCCCCCAGGGGAGGAGCCCACCUGUGACCACCACUGCCACAACCACCUGGGGGGCUUCUACUGCUCCUGCCGCGCGGGCUACGUCCUCCACCCGGACAAACGCACCUGCUCAGCCCUCUGCUCGGGCCAGGUCUUCACCAAACGGUCUGGGGAGCUGAGCAGCCCGGAGCACCCGCGGCCCUACCCCAAACGCUCCACCUGCACCUACAGCAUCCGCCUGGAGGAGGGCUUCAGCAUCACCCUGGACUUUGUGGGGUCCUUCGAUGUAGAGAUGCACCCCGAAGCCCCGUGCCCCUACGACUCCCUCACGAUUCAAACCGGCCGGGAGGAAUAUGGCCCUUUCUGUGGGAAGACGUUGCCCCACAGAAUCGAAACAAAGAGCAACACGGUGACCAUCAUCUUUGUCACUGACGAGUCUGGGGACCACACAGGCUGGAAGAUCCACUACAGCAGCACAGCACAGCCAUGUCCUGAUCCGAUGGCACCACCUAAUGGUCACAUUUCACCUGUGCAAACCAAGUACAUCCUCAAAGACAGCAUCUCAGUCUUCUGUGAGACCGGCUAUGAGCUUCUGCAAGGUGCUUUGCCCCUGAAAUCCUUCACUGCAGUCUGUCAGAGAGAUGGAUCUUGGGACCAACCGAUGCCAGAGUGCAGCAUGGUGGACUGUGGCCCUCCUGAGGACCUGCCCAACGGUCGAGUGGAGCACCUCACAGGUCCUGAAGUGACCACCUACAGAGCUGCCAUUCAGUACCACUGCACUGAGACCUUCUAUAUGAUGAAGAGGAACGAUGGUAAAUAUGUGUGUGAGGCUGAUGGAUUCUGGACGAGCUCCAAAGGAGAAAAAUCACUCCCAGCCUGUGAGCCCGUGUGUGGACGAUCAGCCCGGACUACAAGAGGUCGUAUAUACGGAGGGCAAAGUGCACAGCCUGGUGAUUUUCCCUGGCAAGUUCUGCUACUAGGUCAAACUACAGCAGCAGGUGCACUUUUAAAUGACAACUGGAUUCUAACAGCUGCUCACGCUGUGUAUAUGCAAAGAGAAGAGGCAUCUUCCCUGGACAUUCGAAUGGGCGUCCUUAAGAGACUAUCACCUCACUACACACAAGCCUGGGCCGAGGCUGUUUUUAUACAUGAAGGUUACACUCAUGAUGCCGGUUUCGACAAUGAUAUAGCACUGAUUAAAUUGAAGAACAAAGUUGUAAUCAAUAGCAACAUCAUGCCUAUUUGUCUGCCAAGAAAAGAAGCUGAAUUUUUGAUGAGGACAAAUGACACUGGAACUGUAUCUGGAUGGGGAUUAACCCAAAGGGGCUUUCUUGCUAGAAAUCUAAUGUUUGUUGACUUACCAAUUGUUGACCAUCAAAAAUGUACGGCUGCCUAUGAAAAGCAGCGCUAUCCAGGGGGAAGGAUAACUGACAACAUGCUUUGUGCUGGCUUAGAAACCGGAGGCAAGGACAGCUGCAGAGGUGACAGUGGAGGGGCACUAGUAUUUCUAGACAACAAGACAGAGACUUGGUUUGUAGGGGGAUUAGUGUCUUGGGGUUCCAUAAAUUGUGGGGAAGCAGGUCAGUAUGGGGUGUAUACGAAAGUCAUUAACUAUAUUCCCUGGAUUGAGAACAUAAUUAAUAAUUUUUAAUUUGCACGUC